CCGCUGUGCCUGAGCAUGUGGUUCCAGCGCUCCUUUACCCUCAUCGUGGAGGCCUGGGACUGGGACAAUGUCACCACCCCGGACGAGGAGCUGCUGAUCGAGCGGGUGUCGCACGCGGGCAUGAUCAACCCCGAGGACCGCUGGAAGAGCCUGCACUUCAGCGGCCACGUGGCGCACCUGGAGCUGCAGAUCCGCGUGCGCUGCGACGAGAACUACUACAGCGCCACGUGCAACAAGUUCUGCCGGCCGCGCGACGACUUCUUCGGCCACUACACGUGCGACCAGUACGGCAACAAGGCCUGCAUGGACGGCUGGAUGGGCAAGGAGUGCGAGGAGGCCGUGUGUAAGCAAGGGUGUAACCUGCUCCACGGGGGCUGCGCCGUGCCCGGGGAGUGCAGGUGCGGCUACGGCUGGCAGGGCCGGUUCUGUGAUGAGUGCGUCCCGUACCCUGGCUGUGUCCACGGCAGCUGCGUGGACCCCUGGCAGUGCAACUGUGAGACCAACUGGGGCGGCCUGCUCUGCAACAAAGACCUGAACUACUGCGGCAGCCACCACCCUUGCACCAACGGGGGCACGUGCAUCAACGCCGAGCCCGACCAGUACCACUGCGCUUGCCCCGACGGCUACUCGGGGAAGAACUGUGAGCGGGCCGAGCACGCCUGUGCCUCCAACCCGUGUGCCAACGGGGGCUCUUGUCACGAGGUGCCCUCUGGCUUCGAAUGCCACUGCCCAUCAGGCUGGAGCGGGCCCACCUGUGCGCUCGACAUCGAUGAGUGCGCCUCCAACCCUUGUGCGGCCGGGGGCACCUGCGUGGACCAGGUGGACGGCUUCGAGUGCAUCUGCCCUGAGCAGUGGGUGGGGGCCACCUGCCAGCUGGACGCCAAUGAGUGUGAGGGGAAGCCGUGCCUUAAUGCUUUUUCUUGCAAAAACCUGAUUGGUGGCUAUUACUGUGAUUGCGUCCCGGGCUGGAAGGGCAUCAACUGCCACAUCAACAUCAAGGACUGUCGUGGGCAGUGUCAGCACGGUGGCAUCUGCAAGGACCUGGCGACCGGCUACCAGUGUGUGUGCCCACGGGGCUUCGGCGGCCGGCACUGUGAGCUGCAGCUGGACUCGUGUGCCAGCAACCCCUGCCAUGGUGGCCUCUGUGAGGACCUAGGGGACAGCUUCCGCUGCCACUGCUCCAAGGGCACCUCAGGGCCGCUCUGCGAGGUAGACAUAGACUUCUGCGAGCCCAAUCCCUGCCAGAACGGUGCUCGCUGCUACAACCUGGAGGGCGACUAUUACUGCGCAUGCCCUGACGACGUGGGCGGCAAGAACUGUUCGGUGCCCAGGGAGUCGUGCCCGGGCGGGGCCUGCAGAGUGAUCGAUGGCUGCGGGUUUGAGUCGGAGUCCAGAGUGGCGGGCAAGGCUCCUUCCGGUGUGUGUGGCCCCCACGGACACUGUGUCAGUCUACCUGGGGGCAACUUCUCCUGCAUGUGCGACAGCGGCUUCACAGGCACCUACUGCCAUGAAAACAUCGAUGACUGCCUGGGGCAGCCGUGCCGCAAUGGGGGCACUUGCAUCGAUGAGGUGGACGCAUUCCGCUGCUUCUGCCCCAGCGGCUGGGAGGGCGAGCUCUGCGACACCAAUCCCAACGACUGCCUUCCCGAUCCCUGCCACAGCCGCGGCCGCUGCUACGACCUGGUCAACGACUUCUACUGCGCCUGUGACGACGGCUGGAAGGGCAAGACCUGCCACUCGCGCGAGUUCCAGUGUGAUGCCUACACUUGCAGCAAUGGUGGCACGUGCUAUGACAGUGGUGACACUUUCCGCUGCGCCUGUCCCCCAGGCUGGAAGGGCAGCACCUGCAACAUCGCCGAGAACAGCAGCUGCCUGCCCAACCCCUGCAUGAAUGGGGGCACCUGCGUGGGCAGCGGGGACUCGUUCUCCUGCAUCUGUCGAGACGGCUGGGAGGGCCGCACCUGCACGCACAAUACCAAUGACUGCAACCCCCUGCCUUGCUACAACGGUGGUGUCUGCGUUGAUGGGGUCAACUGGUUCCGCUGCGAGUGUGCUCCCGGCUUCGCGGGCCCCGACUGCCGCAUCAAUGUGGACGAGUGCCAGUCCUCGCCUUGCGCCUAUGGGGCCACGUGCGUGGAUGAGAUCAACGGCUAUCGAUGCAGCUGCCCGCCGGGCCGGGCCGGCCCACGGUGCCAGGAGGUGACUGUCUUCGGGAGGUCCUGCUGGUCACAGGGCGUGCCCUUCCCGCACGGGGGCUCCUGGGUAGAGGACUGCAACAGCUGCCACUGUGUGGACGGCCGCCGGGACUGCAGCAAGGUGUGGUGCGGGCGGAAGCCUUGCCUGCUGGCCGGCCGGCCCGAUGCUCUGAGUGCCCAGUGCCCACCGGGGCAGCAGUGCCAAGAGAAGGCCCCCGGCCAGUGCCUGCAGCCGCCCUGCGCGGCCUGGGGGGAGUGUGGUGCCGAGGAGCCCCUGCCGCCCAGCACCCUGUGCUUGCCCCGCUCUAGCCACCUGGACAACAACUGUGCGCGCCUCACUUUGCACUUCAAUCGUGACCAAGUGCCCCAGGGCACCACUGUGGGCGCCAUCUGCUCCGGGAUCCGUGCCCUGCCGGCCACAAGGGCAGUGGCCCGCGACCGCCUGCUGGUGCUGCUCUGUGACCGGCCGUCAUCCGGGGCCAGCGCAGUCGAGGUGGCUGUGGUGAGCACUGGGCAGGUGGGGGUGGCCGCCCUGCCUUCUUUCCCACACUUCCGUUCUGUCUGUUCUCUGGAGGUGCUACGCCCGAGGGCCCAGGCCAGGCGUGUCCCCGAGUGCGGGGGAGAGGGGCUGACACGCACUCAGGAGUCUGCCCUGGCGAGCUGUCUGCUGGUGCCGUUGCUGUGCGGCGUGUUCAGCGUGCUGUGUCUGGCGUGUGUGGUCAUCUGCGUGUGGUGGACCCGCAAGCGCAGGAAAGAGCGGGAGAGGAGCCGGCUGCCGCGGGAGGAGGGCGCCAACAACCAGUGGGCCCCGCUCAACCCCAUCCGCAACCCCAUCGAGCGGCUGGGCAGCGGCGGCCCGUGCGGUGGCCGCAAAGACGUGCUGUACCCGUGCAAGAACUUCACGCCGCCGCCGCGUCGGGCGGCCGAGCUGCUGCCCGGGCCCGCGGGCUGCAGGGCAGGCGGGGAGGAGGAGGACGACGAGGAGCCCGGGCGCGCCGAGGGGCCCUGCCUGGAGGCGGAGAAGUUCCUCUCCCACAAAUUCACCAAAGACCCCGGCUGUUCGCCCGGGAGGCCGGCCCGCUGGGCCUUGGCCCCCAAAGUGGACAACCGCGGGGUCAGGGGCGCCAGUGACUCGCGCCACGCGGGCCCAGAGUAGGGCGGAGGCCAGCCCUCGGCGCUACCUAGGACCCUGCCCCGGGCGCGGCGACACCUGCCAGACCGUAGGAGGCCCAGGCCAUGUGCAUAGUUUCUUUAUUUUGUGUAAAAAAACACCAAAAACCAAAAACAAAUUGUUUAUUUUCUACAUUUCUUUAACCUUGUAUAAAUUAUUCGAUAACCGUCAGGCAGAAAACAAUGGAGUAUUCUCGGAUAGUUGCUAUUUUUGUAACGUUUCUGUGUGUCGCACUUGCUGUGCGGCAGCAGAGAGCAAAGGGUGUCUGUGUCCUCACCAGAUUGUCCGUUCGUUACCAGAGGUGGUUCGCUGUUUACAGAAUCUUCCUUCUUAUUCCUCAUUUGGCGUUCUCAGUGGCUCCAGGCCAAAGAGCCAGUGGGACCCGUGGCUGUUGGCGUGGCCCACGGCAUUGGUGGGACCUGCAGCUGACAGGAUGGCCUGUGGCCAUCGGUGGGACCACCUGUGGCUGUUGGCGUGGCUCAUAGUUGUUGGUGUGGCCUGAGGCUGUUGGUGGGACCCAUGAUGUGCAGCGUGGCCCGGUGGUGCCUGUGGUGGGCAGUGGGGCUUGAGGUCAUCGGAGGCCUGUGUCCGGCAGGGCCGGGGGCCCAGGGGCAGACCCCGGCCAGCUCCCGGGCCGGCCCCCCCUCGCCUGUGCCCGCCUGGAGCGCUCGCUGCAGCGAUCUCUCAACUGUGUUUUCGGAAGUGCCCUUCCCGGCUGCUCUGUUGUCCCUGGGACGGGGCAGCAUCGAAGCUCGCGACAAGUGCCUUCACACGGCCCCUCCCCUCGUGGCGUCCACGUCUGCCGUGGAAUCCAGCCUGCCGCCCAUCUGCCGGCCGGGCCCCCUCCUCGUGAAAGUGCAUUUUUGUAAAUAUGUACAUAUUAAAUGAAUCACUCUGUAUAUUUGAUUUAAUAACUUAAAGGUUUUGGCCUCCCUUGUU
Molecule: messenger RNA, 4305 nt
Organism: Suricata suricatta (meerkat)
Lineage: Eukaryota; Metazoa; Chordata; Mammalia; Carnivora; Herpestidae
Gene: JAG2
Product: jagged canonical Notch ligand 2
Exons: 24
Coding region: 16-3351 (1111 amino acids)
Biological process (GO): multicellular organism development; Notch signaling pathway; heterophilic cell-cell adhesion
Cellular component (GO): plasma membrane; protein-containing complex
Molecular function (GO): calcium ion binding; Notch binding
Source: RefSeq, a predicted model, not a curated record